CUCGUUUGUAAAGCAUUUAUUAAAAACCUGCUAACGGCAUAAUCAAUUAAUUUAAUUAUGAUUAGAAUUUGCUAAAGAAUAGUGUGUUGUAAGCAAAACAUUGAUUGAAUUUGGAUUUUCGAAAAAAAAUGGCCAAUAAUUGUGUUAUAACUUUCGAUCAAAAUGAAUACGGAACUUAUUUUACCGGUCAGCUGUUAACGGGAAAAGUUGUAAUAACUUUAAAUAAACCGAAAAAGUUUAAAGGCAUUAAAUUACAAAUAAAUGGCUAUGCUCAAUGUCAGUGGCGUGAACGACAUGGACGCAAAAGACCCAUUUAUAAAACAAAUUUAAAAAAGAGAAAUAUAUUCUAUGGUCAUGAAGAUUAUAUAGCGUCCACUACAUUUUUAGUGGGCUCAGAGGAAGGACAAAGUUUUGCCAUAGACUCGGGUACUCAUACCUAUACAUUUUCCUGUCCUAUACCCAUGAAUUGUCCCUCGUCAUAUGAAGGUGCUUUCGGUCAUAUACGUUAUAUGGUUAAAGUAACAUUUAUCAGAUCGGGAGCUUCAAAUCGUACACAUACUAAGGGAUUUACGGUAUUGAAAUUAUUGGAUUUGAAUAGAGAAUCAGCUCUUUUAAAGACUCCCGCUUGCAAUGAAUCCCUAGAAAACUUUUGCCUAUUACCCAAUAGCAAGGCGGUCCACUUAAGAGUAGAUGUUACCCAAACCGGUUAUGUGCCGGGACAAAUGAUUUUAGUUAGUUCACAUGUCAACAAUGAAUCCAGUGCUGAUGUUAAGAAACUUUUGAUUACUUUAAAUUUGCGCGCCACCUAUAUAUCGGAUACACCCUGUAUGCGUACUAUUUCCGAGAAACUUUGUUUAGUUAAGAAAUACUGUGGUCCAGUGGCUCGUCAUACGACUAAAGAUUUUGCUGAAAUCAUAAGAGUACCAGCUACACCGCCCAGCUGUGAUCAUUUGAGUAAAGUUGUAAGACUUUCAUAUGAGAUUUGUGUAAAGGCCAUAAUGAAUCAUUUUAUGAGAGAUCCCAAAACUAUAAUACCCAUAACAGUUGGCAAUGUACCAUUAGUAACGCCAAACGUUGAAACGGAGCCGCCCAGUAUCGAUGAUGUACCCACAACAUCGGCCUGUGCCAUGCAACGUGCCGAGGGUGAUGAUCAUAAUUUGUUGAGUGAAGAAACGGAAGUUGAUUAUGAAUUACCCCCUCCCACUUAUGAAGAGGCCAUGUUUAUGACCACGAAUAUAGCUGAUGAUGAUGCUAAUACUGUGAGUGAAAAUGCUCAAUUUACUCCACGUUAUCCGGUCUAUGAUGUUGAUAAUAUUGUUAUGUCGUCUGCUAUGGCCCAAAGUCCACCACCUAAUCCUCCUCAAAAGCGACGAAAACGUAGAAAGAAGAACACCUCACAACCUGAAAUGUCUAGCAUUGAAGAAAAACCUCCCAGGGAAUCACCGGUGGGGAUUUAAUUGUUUGCAUUUAAAGAGAUUUAAUAAAUUAUAUCAUUUACAGCUAAA
Lucilia sericata (common green bottle fly) is the source of this 1505-nucleotide messenger RNA. RefSeq names its product arrestin domain-containing protein 17. Bases 129 to 1457 code for a protein of 442 amino acids. The record is from RefSeq and is a predicted model, not a curated record. NCBI's taxonomy places the organism in Eukaryota, Metazoa, Arthropoda, Insecta, Diptera, Calliphoridae. The transcript is spliced from 4 exons. Gene Ontology annotation, cellular component: cytoplasm. Gene Ontology annotation, biological process: protein transport.